Messenger RNA from Gossypium raimondii (Peruvian cotton), 645 nucleotides. RefSeq lists its product as uncharacterized. The transcript is spliced from 4 exons. NCBI's taxonomy places the organism in Eukaryota, Viridiplantae, Streptophyta, Magnoliopsida, Malvales, Malvaceae. The coding region runs from base 1 to 645 and encodes 214 amino acids. The record is from RefSeq and is a predicted model, not a curated record.
AUGCGUUGUUGGAUUGAGUUGUUAAAGGAUUAUGAUUGUGUGAUAAAGUAUCAUCCUGGUAAAGUGAAUGUAGUUGUUGAUGCUUUGAGUAGGAAGUCGAUGUCGAAAUUGAGAGCUAUAUUUGCACAUUUAAGUUUGGGUAGUGGUGGUGGUUUGUUAACUGAACUACAAGUGAAGCCAACUUUGUCUCAAAAAAUUAAGGUGAAGCAACGUUUAGAUGGCGAGUUAUUAAAGAGGAUCCAAAAGGUUGAGCAAGGUGUUAAGGGAAAUUUCGGAGUUGAUAGUGAUGGUAUCUUAAAUUUUUUGGGUAGGUUGUGUUUGUCGCAUGAUGUACAUUUAAGGCAAGCGAUUCUUACUGAGGCAUAUAGUAGCCCUUAUGUUAUGCAUCCCGGUACUGGUAAGAUGUAUUAUGGUCUUAGGGAGCUGAUUGCGAUUCCUAAACUGAAGUGGGAAAGGAUCACUGUGGAUUUUGUUUCAGGUUUUCCUUUGACUCCAUCAAAGAAGGAUUUGAUUUGGUUUCAAUUAUUUUCUGAUAGGGAUCCACGGUUUACUUCUAGAUAUUGGAAGAGUUUGCAAGAAGCUUUAGGAUCGAAGUGGUAUUUGGGAGUAACAUUUGUGGCUAGCAGAGUUUGCUUACAACAAUAG